Messenger RNA from Saxophila tyrrhenica, 894 nucleotides. RefSeq lists its product as uncharacterized. The coding region runs from base 1 to 894 and encodes 297 amino acids. The transcript has a single exon. Gene Ontology annotation, biological process: protein folding; protein complex oligomerization; response to salt stress. NCBI's taxonomy places the organism in Eukaryota, Fungi, Ascomycota, Dothideomycetes, Mycosphaerellales, Extremaceae. The record is from RefSeq and is a predicted model, not a curated record.
AUGCCUUCAGUCAACUACUACAACCAAAGCGCUCCCUUCUGGGACUGGGUAGCCUCCAUGGAAGAAGCGGGCCAGAAUCACCCAAUGUUCGCCAACCGUAGCGGUGAUGAUAACAACAACGAGGCCAACAACACCUUCGGCGGACAAAACCCUUGGGUUCAAGGAUGGCCAGCGUUCGGGUUCGGUGGACCGUUUGCCUUCCGAGGACGUGGCGGCCACGGACCACACGCCCACCGUGGCCCUCCUUCUCAAGACCAAGCCCCGCCUGAGAACAACGCCGACACAGAGGCAGGCCCGUCCAACACCACCGCUGAUGCUCAGCCCUCCUCCGAGCAAUCACAAGAACAACCUCGAGGUCCAGGCUCACACCGUGGACGAGGCUGUGGUCCCCGAGGCCGCGGUCGUGGACCCUGGGGCAGCAGAGCCGGACCACACCACGGUCCUCCCGGCUUCCCACCUAUGGGCGGCUUCGGUGCUCUGGCCAACAUGUUCCAAGAGCAGCUCUUCGGCCAGCAAGAAGCCAGCAAAGACUCGAAUGACGACUUCAAGCCCGAAGUCGACGUCUUCGACACUCCUGAGUCCUUCGUCGUGCACGUCUCCUUGCCGGGAGCCAAGAAAGAGGAUGUCGGUGUCAACUGGGACGCGGAGAAGUCUGAGCUGAGCGUCGCUGGUGUGGUGUACCGACCUGGGGAUGAGGAGUUCUUGCAGACGCUCGCAUUGAAUGAGCGCAAGGUUGGAGUUUUUGAGAGGAAAGUGAGGUUGGGGAGCAGGGCGAAUCCAGCUGCUGUCGAUAUGGAUGCUAUUACAGCGAGGAUGGAAGACGGUGUCCUGAGGAUCGAGGUUCCAAAGCUUGAUAGUGGGUACGUUGAAGUGAAGAAGGUGGACAUUGAGUAG